This is a messenger RNA of Fusarium verticillioides 7600, 2296 nucleotides long. RefSeq lists its product as hypothetical. The coding region runs from base 1 to 1878 and encodes 625 amino acids. Gene Ontology annotation, molecular function: DNA-binding transcription factor activity, RNA polymerase II-specific; transcription cis-regulatory region binding. Lineage: Eukaryota; Fungi; Ascomycota; Sordariomycetes; Hypocreales; Nectriaceae. Gene Ontology annotation, biological process: regulation of DNA-templated transcription. Gene Ontology annotation, cellular component: nucleus. The record is from RefSeq and is a predicted model, not a curated record. The transcript is spliced from 3 exons.
AUGGCUCGCGGCCAUGUGCUCGGUGUGUGCUGUCAACUUCAAAAGACAUGCCAAUUUGUCGAGAAACCGAAAGAGGACCAUGAACUAAAGAUCGAGGCGCUUCAAAGAGAGAUCGAGUUUCUCAAGUCCAGACUGCAGCCAACUCAGGAACCUAUGAUGGAAUGCUCACCUGCUACCUACUCAGCGGAGGAUCAGUCGUCAUUUAUCACAGCGAGUCGUACAGAGAUCGCUGCUCAUGGGGUAUACACACCAGCACAAGCACAAGUUCCUCCACAACCCGUGACAUCGACGAGCACGAGCUCACCAGAUACUGCCACAUUCCUUAUCAGAUCACAGGGGAGAUCAAGGUCAGCCUUUGAGACCGAUGCAAUAGCACCGACGAUUGCCGAACUCGGGAUUGAGAUGAAGGAUGACGAGGGGCGGCUGUACUUCAACGCCUUUUUCUCCGGCUGUGAUCGCUACGUUCCUGUCUUUGACCAGCGAUUUGACACAAUUGAAGCUAUUCGAAGUCAAAGUCCUUUGCUAUUCAUCACAAUAUGCUCAGUUGGGUGUCGUGUGCUCAACGGUACAAGCUCGAGAUGGCGAGCUCUUGCGCUUCAGACUCAACGCAUGCUCAAUGCCGCUAUCGUCAAUCCGUUGAUGGGAAGCCUUGAGACAGUACAGGCAAUCCUCGUUCAGGCUUGCUAUGCAAGAGAGAGGGCACUUCUGAUUGCAAUUGCGACGCGCAUGGCCUUGGAUCUUGGGUUCCCUGAAGCCUACGAUACACUCAUUGCAGAAGCCGUCUUGGGAGAAAUGCAGAUGGACAACAGUGACCAAGCUAUCUACAACCACAACAUUAUGCGCAUGCGCAAGACCAGAGUUUGGCUGCAUUUGUUGGUGAUGAGCUACAUUCUACAUGUGGAUGCUGGUGGAAUGCCAACGUUCAAGUUCCGAGGCGCUUCACGCAGAUGCAGAGUCCUCCUACAAAGUCCACUUGCUACCGGGAUGGAUCAUUAUCUCUUUGCUCAGGUCGAACUCAACGUUCUACGUGCAAAGAUAUAUGCAUCUUUACCCCAGGGUGCCAACCUGAGCGACGAGGAGAUUCUUGAUCUUGUAAAAGAUGCCAAACUCGACAUCGAUGUCUGGUUCCAGGACUGGAUUCGUAUCUCGCUGCCUCAUCACGAUUCAAUGCCUUGGUUUGUGCCUAAUCUUUCUGUUCAGCGCUGCUGGGCUGAUAACAUGGCUCUUUGCCGUGCGGUGAGGGCUGCAGGCGUGGAGAACGUCAACGUCAUGUCACCCAUCCAGAAGAACAUCUUAUCAAUGACCAAAGCUUCCCUCCAGCAACAUCUUGAUAUAAUCAUUCAAGAACCACGGAUAUAUCUUAAGAGCAUCCGGUAUGCAAUGGACUUUGUCUGGGCUAAGAAUACUUUCUGCUGCCUUCUUCUUCUCAAGCUGUCCGCUUUGCUCCCCGACACAGAUAAGUUGCAGACGCAAGGUCGCAGCGAUGAGCUUGUUAUAAAAGCUAGUAUCCUGCUACAGGAACUGGAAGUAGUCGCUGCCGCAGGACACAAAGACGACACUCGGUCAAAUACCAGCUUACUAUACCUCCAACUUUUGAAGACGAGUAUACAGAAGUACAAGUGCUGGCUAGCCCAGGAUGAAGGAGGCCCCAGAGGAGGACAGUCAACCUUUCCUCUGACCCAAGAGAGGAACUGCGAUAACGAGCUUGAGUCCUUUGUCCCAGAUCAGUUUGUCUUCGAAUGGGACUUUCCAGGCCUGACCCUGUUUUCGUCUCCGAUCAAUGAGACUGGUUGGAUCAAUGAACUUCUCGCGGGAGCACAAGAGUUUGGAGAAAACGGAAGCAGCAUCAAUUGGGCUCUGAUCGACUUUUCUAUGUGAAAGAGUCUGCAGAAACGAGAUGGCUAUUGUGGCGUAAAGGACAGGACACUGUACUCUGCGACUCUGCAAGCUGCAGUAGCAUAACAUCUCACUCUAAUCGCUGCUUAUCGAUAGCUUAUCGGCCAGCACUAAGCCGAUAUGUUGAUCAGCCCCACCAAGGCAAUCAGAUCCAAUACUGGGUUGACUUAACCCUCACAGAUAUUCUCGCCUCACCGUUUUUCUCUAUGCGCGGCAAGACUAACCCUAAGACGUUCUCGCAGUCAGUCUUACUUUAUUUGUAGCCAACAUACAGGAAACUCGGCUUGUAGAGAUAGUGGCAACUCAUACAGCUAGUCGUGAGCUCUGCAAGGUCAGCAACCCCACUGUAGUUAAUUAAAAUUCUCUUUUCAGGUGGAUUCAGAAGCAUCGCCAUCAUGUC